UCUAGGCAGACCUCUCCACCCGCGCUAGAGUGGACAGUGAGUUCUCUGUGCUGGACACUGGGAAGGGCCUUUUCUUUGCCCAGGGCCUGCAGUCAGGCAGGCACUGAAAAAAGAGACUAUUUUCCACUGGAUCUUCCCUUCCAGACACUCCCUGCUGCCCUUCCAGGAAGGAGGCCCUGGGGUCCCCUCCCAGGCUCACAGAGAGACAGCUGUGCCCUGACGGUGGCAAAGGCCAAGAAGGAGAAAGCUGGGGAACACUGACAGCCCGCCUCCUGUCCAGGAGCCGCUACCCCUACCCCAGGCCUUCCUCCUGUGGAUACAUGGUUGUGCAGGACAGCACGGAUGCCGGGGAUGCCAGAGUGGGCGUGCAGCUAGAGCCCUUCCUGCACCAGGUCGGGGGGCACCUGAGCGUGAUGAAGUAUGACGAGCACACUGUGUGCAAGCCCCUCGUCUCCCGGGAGCAGAGGUUCUACGAAUCCCUGCCUCUGGCCAUGAAGCGGUUCACUCCUCAGUACAAAGGCACCAUCACGGUGCAUCUCCGAAAAGACAGCCGAGGCCAUCUCAGCCUGGUAGCGAACCCACUGAAGGAGAACCGGGGGCCCUUCAAGGUCUCCACGGAGUCGGCGGCAGUGGCAAUAUGGCAGACUCUCCAGCAGACCACCAGCGGCAGCGGUGGCGCCCACACCCUCGCCCAGUGGCAGCACACUCAGCUGGCACACUCAUUCAAGGAGAGCUCAGCCACGUCACUCCUGAGGUCAGAGUUCCACCUCAACGCCCACGUGUCCUCGCUGGUAGAAGAUGCUAACGGAAACCAGGCCGAGAGGAGGAGCUUUAACCCGUGGGGUCUGCAGUGCCACCUGGCCCACCUGACCCGCCUGUGCACUGAGUACCCGGAGAACCAGCUGCAUCGGUUUCUGUUGCUGGAAAACGUCGUGUCACAGUACAAGUACCCCUGUAUCCUUGACCUGAAGAUGGGGACCCGGCAGCACGGGGACGAUGUGUCCGAGGAGAAGAAGGCCCGUCACAUGAGGAAGUGUGCUCAGAGCACGUCGGCCUGCCUGGGCGUCCGCAUCUGCGGCAUGCAGGUUUAUCAAAUUGAUAAGAAGCACUUUCUCUGCAAAGACAAGUAUUAUGGAAGAAAACUCUCUGUUGAGGGGUUCAGACAAGCCCUCCAUCAGUUCCUGCAUGAUGGAACCCGCCUCCGGACAGAGCUCCUGGAACCCAUCCAGCGCCAGCUUCGGGCCCUCCUCUCGGUCAUUCGGAACCAGAGCUCGUACCGGUUCUACUCCAGCUCUCUCCUCAUCAUCUAUGAUGGGCAGGAGCUGCCAGAAAGGACCUCAGAGGGCCUGCAUCCUCCGGAGGCUCUGCAGCCGGACCACGGCAGCUCUUCUGGAAGCCUCUCCAAAGUUGACAUCCGGAUGAUCGACUUUGCUCACACAACAUACAAAGGCUCCUGGAAUGAGCAUACCACUUAUGAUGGACCAGAUCCAGGCUAUAUUUUUGGCCUGGAAAACCUCAUCCAGAUCCUGCAGGAUAUUCAAGAGGGAGAAUGAGGCUUGUUGGGCCUAUCCAGAUUUUUCUGGAGCGCAGAUAUCAAAAGGGACCUAUUGGCAGCCGGGGUACUCUAGACACUGUUAGAGGUCUUUGUAAUCAUUAUAUCCAUGUUCGAAAGCCAUACGUGGCAUAUUAAUGGCUGCUAAAGAAACCAGCUCUGGAGAUAAUUCCAUGUACUCUGGCAUCUUAUGCUAAUGUUGGUCGUCAGAGGCUGGACACGCAGUGUGAAAUGGCACCAUUUUAGAGUAUACUGGAAGGCUGCAGCUUGAGUGAGAAGCCAGCAUUACAGUGAGAUUCUGGAGAAUUCGCAUUUAAAAAUGCUUUUUGUUGUCAUGCUGAAGUCUUGGCAAGCUGUGAGGCAAAAAACUCUACUUGAAGAAGACUCGAAGAGGGCGUUCAUGAGUGUAUGGCUUGUCUGCUCGCAUGGGCUGCCCACUCCAAGGGCAGAUACAACAUUAUAAUGAAUGACUGUCUCUUACCUUCUUAAGAGGCAUUCUCUGUGGGGCAGGAAGAAGUGGAACAGAUCUGCCCAUCUCACCACCUUCCUGCCCAGGGUCUGAAUGGACAAGGUCAAUCCAGAUACAGCCCAGGCAAAUCAAGACCCCAGGUUCUCCAUUGUUUCCUGUGGAGGUAAGGGUCUCUUUCUAGACUUCCGGGUACCUAUUGGAAGUGAUGACUCUGCCAGAAUCUGGCCACAAAAUGGCUCUAACCAUGAAAUGCAGCUUCCAGGUGGGGGUGGAUUGCACAAAAGAAUGAGCCACUGAUGUUACAUUACACUCCCCGCUUUCUAUUUAUUUAUUUUGGGGGUGGGGUGGGGGAGUCAGAAGAGAGAAGCCUGGAGGGCCAAAGAAACCAGGCGCAAUGUUUACAAGACUGGUGGACAAGUGUAAAUACGGAACAAAGAGCAAACAGUUCUAAUUAAUUCCUUCUUCUGCAGUGUGGAAACCUAUUACAAUGCCCUUGAGUCGAGCACUAAGAUACGUUACCCAAUUAGGGAAAUAAAUUUGUUAAUAAAAUUGCUGAGGUCACCAGUGAUUAUUUGGUGCGCCUUAUUA
Messenger RNA from Neofelis nebulosa (Clouded leopard), 2609 nucleotides. It is a transcript of the gene IP6K3, whose product is annotated as inositol hexakisphosphate kinase 3. Lineage: Eukaryota; Metazoa; Chordata; Mammalia; Carnivora; Felidae. The record is from RefSeq and is a predicted model, not a curated record. Gene Ontology annotation, molecular function: inositol hexakisphosphate kinase activity. Gene Ontology annotation, cellular component: nucleus; cytoplasm. The transcript has 6 exons. Gene Ontology annotation, biological process: inositol phosphate biosynthetic process; phosphatidylinositol phosphate biosynthetic process. The coding region runs from base 321 to 1553 and encodes 410 amino acids.